Molecule: messenger RNA, 1486 nt
Organism: Andrographis paniculata
Lineage: Eukaryota; Viridiplantae; Streptophyta; Magnoliopsida; Lamiales; Acanthaceae
Product: outer envelope pore protein 37, chloroplastic
Exons: 6
Coding region: 111-1082 (323 amino acids)
Biological process (GO): monoatomic cation transport
Cellular component (GO): chloroplast outer membrane
Molecular function (GO): monoatomic ion channel activity
Source: RefSeq, a predicted model, not a curated record
UAGCAAGGAUCGAUCCCAAUCCCCAUUUCCGAGCGAAACCCCACAUUUUACUCUCCUCGUAAUUGGAAAACAGAACUACCAAAGGAGGAUAUUCUUGCUUUAAAGCAAAAAUGGCGGAUGCGAAAUCCAUCUCUCAAUCCAUCGCCGCUCCUUCCCCUACCACAAGAGCCGAUGGAUUUGGCGGAUUCCUCCAAAUUCGUCGGCCAAAGCUUCGAGUGACUUCAGAGUUCGACAGCGUGACGUCCGUUUUCCUUCACAAGGUGUCGUGCAAAUUAUUGGAUAAGUUACCUAAAUUGAAGUUGACGUUUCACAACGACAGCAAAGGGCAAGUGUCCGUGCCCCAAGUAUCUUUUGUUUCCAAGUUCUUUUCGAUGCACUACGAUGUCGAAGAGAGCGAUGCUCUGCUCAAGACGUCCUUUGAAGUCGCGUCUGGAUUUCAAGUCAGAGCUGCCCAUCAAGUCAAGGCUCAACAAGGAGAGGUUUCCAUGGUGGCAGAUCUUGCUGGCCCUGCAUACACAGUUGAACUGUCGUCUGCUGUUCCAUCAGUUGGUUUGCCAAGAGCAACUUUUAAAGUUCCUAUAGGUGAAAUUUCAUUGGAGGAGAAAGAUGAUGAUGAAGCUGAGGAACAGAAGAAAACUUUAGGAGUGAGUGGAAUCCUUAAAGGUCACAUUCUGAAUGGAGUGUGCACUGCCCAAUACAAUGAGGAUACUAUGAAUUUAAGAUAUGCAUACAAGGAUGAGCAAAUGACAUUCAUUCCAAGUCUUUCUCUGCCUUCAAAUGCAUUAUCGUGCGUAUUUAAGCGAAGAUUCAGCUCUUCAGACAAAUUGAGCUAUUCAUACUACUUUGACACGGACAAUUGGAAUGCUGUCUACAAACAUACUGUUGGGAAGGAUUAUAAGUUCAAAGCUGGUUAUGAUUCUGAAGUUCGACUGGGUUGGGCAUCCAUCUGGGUUGGAGAUGAAGAAGGCAAGGCGAAAACAGCUCCCAUGAAGAUGAAGGUGCAGUUGAUGCUCCAAGUUCCCCAAGAUAACAUCAAAUCGUCAGCUUUGAUGUUCCGCGUGAAGAAGAGGUGGGAUAUAUAAGGGCCCAUUUGAUUGUCGGCUGUUGUUGUGGUGAUGAAGCUUGCGUCUUCCUGAUAAGGCUCUUUCUUCAAGAUACACAUUUCUUCUCCUAUAGUAAAAUAUUAUUGUGCUUGAACGACUGCCUGUCUGUUGGGAAGGAUCUACGAAAUGUACGUAGCAACUGUAGCCAAGCAAAACAAAUUAGCCCAACAUCCAUCAUCAUAUUGGCAGGUUUACUACCUCAUUCGCCCAUGGGAAGGUUUGUACUGUUUAUCUAGGUUUAGGGUCAGUUACUCUCUCUCUCACGCACACACAGCCCUUCUUAACUCAAGGGCAUCAGUUACUUACUAUCUAUGUUUCCCUCUCUCUGAAGUUUGGUGUUAGAGCAAUCCAACGGCCCGAUUGUGGAGGCCCUUGUUUUUUUA